This is a messenger RNA of Neoarthrinium moseri, 441 nucleotides long. RefSeq lists its product as uncharacterized. Bases 1 to 441 code for a protein of 146 amino acids. Gene Ontology annotation, biological process: autophagosome assembly; C-terminal protein lipidation; autophagy of mitochondrion. NCBI's taxonomy places the organism in Eukaryota, Fungi, Ascomycota, Sordariomycetes, Amphisphaeriales, Apiosporaceae. Gene Ontology annotation, cellular component: phagophore assembly site membrane; Atg12-Atg5-Atg16 complex; cytoplasm. The record is from RefSeq and is a predicted model, not a curated record. The transcript is spliced from 2 exons.
AUGGAAUAUCCGGACGUACCAGAGCGGAAUUCUCCCUCACCGCCACCUUCGCCGACCUUGGACCGGCCCGCCUCACCCGAGCUCCCGCUCACCAUGACAGCCUCCGCGGUGCUUACGGCCUUGCCGCAGGAUGCAAGUUCCGCCCUCGCCAGCGCCGGUGACUUUGAACAAGAUAAGGUCGUUGUGCGCUUCAAGGCGGUCGGCUCGGCGCCCCAGCUGCAGCGAGAGGUCCGCAAGAUCAGUGCGACGCAGAAAUUCGAGGCUGUUGUAUCGCACCUGCGCAAGGCACUGCGAGUUUCUCCUUCGGACGGCCUCUUUCUUUACGUGAACAGUGCCUUUGCUCCAGCACUGGAUGAGAUUGUCGGCAAUCUUCAUAGGUGUUUCAAAGACUCAAGUGAUCAACUUAUUGUAGCCUAUUCUAUGACACCCGCCUUCGGAUGA